AUGGAUCCAAAUAGUUUCUUGAAUUUGGCUGUCUCCAGCUUCUGUUUGCUUGCACUAGUCCUUCCUUAUCAAGCAUUUGGCUUCAGUCGCAGUCAGAUUAAUGAGUUUAACGCGCCACCGCUAGGUUUAUGUGCGACCGCAGUUGCCAUACAUGGUUACAAGUGCCAAGAAUUUGAUGUGAAAACUGAUGAUGGAUAUAUAUUAAGCUUGCAAAGGAUCCCGGAAGGCCGCACAGGUGGUGGCGGGCCAAACAAGCCACCAGUUUUGCUGCAACACGGAGUUCUUGUGGACGGAAUGACGUGGCUACUAAAUUCACCUGAGCAGUCUCUGGCGAUGAUAUUGGCAGAUAAUGGUUUUGAUGUAUGGAUUUCCAAUACCAGAGGAACGAGAUUCAGCCGGAAACAUUUGCAUCUUGAUCCUAGCAACCCGAAAUACUGGAAUUGGUCAUGGGAUGAUCUGGUGCUAUAUGAUUUUCCAAGUGUUACUGAGUUUGUGUUCAGGCAAACUGGUCAGAAAAUGCACUAUGUAGGCCAUUCCCUGGGAACUUUGAUGGCACUGGCAUCAUUUGCAGAAGGAAAAGUAGACAAGAUUAGAUCUGCUGCAUUGUUAAGCCCAAUAGCCUACUUAAGCCAUAUGACCACUGCACUUGGAGUUGUAGCAGCUAGGGCAUUCGUUGGCGAAAUCACCACAGUUUUUGGUCUUGCAGAAUUCAAUCCCAAAGGGAAGGAAGUAAACAACUUCCUCAAAUCCUUGUGCGCCUUUCCGGGGUUGGAUUGUUAUAACAUGCUAACUGCACUUACAGGAAAGAAUUGUUGUCUAAACGCGUCCACUGUCGAGAUUUUCUUGAAGAAUGAACCUCAAUCAACUGCAACUAAGAACCUAGUUCAUUUGGCUCAAACUGUUCGGGAUGGAAUUUUGUCAAAGUACGAUUACGGAAAUGCCAAUUUCAACUUGGAACAUUAUGGAGAAGCGAAGCCGCCGGUUUACGAUUUGAGAAAAAUUCCUCACAAUCUUCCCCUGUUUUUGAGUUAUGGAGGCCAAGAUGCUCUUUCUGAUGCCAAAGAUGUAGCGACUUUACUUGAUAGUCUUAAGCUGCAUGACAUAGACAAGCUUCAUGUACAGUAUAUCAAGGAUUUUGCUCAUGCAGACUUCAUUAUGGGGGUAACGACCAAGGAUAUAGUUUACGAUCAAAUUGUAACAUUUUUCAAGAACUUGCACUAA
Molecule: messenger RNA, 1221 nt
Organism: Fraxinus pennsylvanica
Lineage: Eukaryota; Viridiplantae; Streptophyta; Magnoliopsida; Lamiales; Oleaceae
Source: the annotation of a GenBank genome assembly